Messenger RNA from Carassius gibelio (silver crucian carp), 2170 nucleotides. Its product is annotated as brefeldin A-inhibited guanine nucleotide-exchange protein 1-like. The record is from RefSeq and is a predicted model, not a curated record. NCBI's taxonomy places the organism in Eukaryota, Metazoa, Chordata, Actinopteri, Cypriniformes, Cyprinidae. Bases 1 to 2169 code for a protein of 722 amino acids. The transcript is spliced from 15 exons.
AUGUGGGGCAGCACGCUGAACCUGGGGAAGCCCAGUCGCUGUGAAAAAACAGCGGAUAACAAGUUUCAUCCAAAUAGGGCUUUAGAGAAAUCCGCCGAAUCACAUCACAACAGGAAUCAAGAAUCAAGGGAGGAUAUAUUCCAAGGCCUUGAGAGCGCACUCAGCGAGGGCGAUUUGGCCGCUCUGUCCAAUCCACAAAGAGCGAGAGAGGAAAUCAAGGCGGAAUCUGAGAAUUUAAGCCCACCGGCUGGGGACAACAAGUCAAGUUCCAGUACUUUGCCGCCUAUCAAAUCCAAGACCAACUUCAUUGAAGCAGAUAAGUACUUCCUGCCGUUUGAGUUGGCCUGUCAGUCCAAAUGUCCGCGCAUCGUCAUCACCUCUCUAGACUGUUUACAGAAACUCAUAGCAUAUGGUCACCUAACGGGCAGCGCUCCAGACAACACCACCCCUGGAAAAAAGCUCAUAGACAGGAUCAUAGAGACUAUAUGUGGCUGUUUCCAAGGACCGCAGACGGAUGAAGGCGUCCUAUUGCAAAUUAUAAAGGCCUUGCUCACAGCCGUGACCUCGCAGCACAUAGAGAUCCACGAAGGUACGGUUCUCCAGGCCGUGAGAACGUGCUACAACAUCUAUCUGGCCAGUAAGAACCUCAUCAACCAGACCACGGCCAAAGCCACCCUCACACAGAUGCUGAAUGUGAUAUUCGCCCGCAUGGAGAACCAAGCACUUACAAAUCACAAGAUCAGUUGGUCUUUGGCAUCAAGAAAGCGAGAUCGUCAGCUGCAGGAAGCCAAGCAGAUGGAGAGAGAAAGGCACAGGCAGCAUUCUCCAGUCAGCCAGCAAGAACCAGAGUCUCCUGGACAGCGGCACACUGACACCCCCGGCAAAAGCCUGCCCUCGGAGGCCAACGGUGGACCGGGAAACCAGGGCAGCAAGGUCGAGCAGGGAUCCCCACUGUACGAGAGUCCCGAACCAGAGAACGGCACGGACUUCUGCCCUGCGGAGAAUGAGCAAACCGAGGCAGACCAGGCUACUGCUGCUGCGCAAAGUGCGGCAGAGCAUGACAAAGAAGCAACCGAGGAAGAAGAAAACUACGAAGAGAAGGCGCAGGAGAUUGUACAGAGCAUUUUGCAAGAAGUCGUGAACACAAUUGCUGGAGAUGUUAAGGAAAGCCGUGAGGGCGAGGCUGAGCCAGCUGAGGGCAUUCCAAACUCUCUGGAAGAGGAGGGAGGGUUGGGCAGCGACAACGAAAAUGUUCACGCCAACAGCAUCCCUGGCACGCCCAUCUCUGCGAGCUUCACUCCGUCCCUACCCGACGACAGGCUGUCUGUCUCCUCCAAUGACACUCAGGAAUCGGUAGCUACCACUGGUCCAGCACCAGGUGCAAAGUUUUCCCACAUUCUCCAGAAGGAUGCAUUCUUGGUAUUCCGUUCACUCUGCAAGCUCUCCAUGAAGCCCCUUUCAGAUGGUCCCCCUGAUCCGAAAUCCCAUGAGCUGCGGUCCAAGGUCCUCUCGCUGCAGCUUCUCCUGUCCAUCCUGCAGAACGCUGGGCCCAUCUUCAAAACCAACGAGAUGUUCAUCAACGCCAUCAAGCAGUACCUGUGCGUAGCGCUGUCUAAAAACGGCGUCUCGUCUGUCCCUGAGGUGUUCGACCUGUCGCUGUCCAUCUUCCUCACCCUCCUGUCUAACUUCAAGACACAUCUCAAGAUGCAAAUCGAGGUGUUUUUCAAAGAGAUUUUUCUUUAUAUUCUGGAAACGUCCACAAGCUCGUAUGACCACAAGUGGAUGGUCAUUCAAACCCUCACUAGAAUAUGUGCUGAUGCGCAGAGUGUGGUAGAUAUCUAUGUUAAUUAUGAUUGUGACCUGAAUGCUGCUAAUAUUUUCGAGAGGCUGGUGAAUGACCUCUCAAAGAUUGCACAAGGACGAGGAGGCCAUGAACUGGGUACAACCCCACUUCAGGUAAACACACUGUCCUUAAACGGAUUGGUUGAUGCAGAUAUUGUCAUCACUUACACACCCUUAUUCCCUUAUUAUGUUCAUGAGCUCAUAAAAAGACAUUUGAAGUGCUCUUUCCCGUAUAAAAUCAUAUUGUGUGCAUUGGCACUCAAACAAGGACACAUUAAAUUAAUCAAACGUGGCAGUAAAGACAUGUGGAUAAUAUGUAAUCCAUAAA